Molecule: messenger RNA, 3748 nt
Organism: Nymphaea colorata (pocket water lily)
Lineage: Eukaryota; Viridiplantae; Streptophyta; Magnoliopsida; Nymphaeales; Nymphaeaceae
Product: protein SEMI-ROLLED LEAF 2
Exons: 19
Coding region: 423-3404 (993 amino acids)
Source: RefSeq, a predicted model, not a curated record
GAUGUAACUUCCUCCCGAGGCAGCCAUGGCCACCACGGUCAUUUUCCGGCUCUCAAUUUUCGCCUUUUCUUGACACUUCAGUGAUCGUACUGGUCUUUGAUCACGUGACAUCGCAGACCCACGCCUCUUUUCGUGAAUUUUUUAUUCUCACACCCUGAAAACCAAAAAAUGGUGCCCUGUGAGUACUUUGUCCUCCAUUAAAGCCAUGCCGAUUUGGUCUAAGAAAUCGAUCCUUAGAGGGACGGGGCCCUUUUUAUCUCCCUGUUACCAGAUAGUACUAUUUCCUCUCCUGUUUCCACAAGAGGAGGGAGAAUCACUGGAUGGGUCAUCGGUCUUUCUGUAGUUUCUUGGCGGAGAAGAAGGCUUGAAGAAGAAGAAGAAGAAGAAGAAGAAGGAAGAGUGUAAGGAAGAAAAGAAGAACAAUGGGGUUCAUGUCCAGGAGGGUGCUGCCAAUCUGUGGCAAUAUGUGCGUUUGCUGCCCUGGGCUGAGAUCUCGAUCUCGGCAGCCCGUUAAGCGCUACAAGAAACUGCUUGCUGACAUCUUCCCGAAGAAUCUGGAUGAUCCUCCAAAUGAAAGGAAAAUCACCAAGUUGUGUGAGUAUGCCGCGAAGAACCCUUUCCGUGUUCCAAAGAUUGCCAAGUACCUGGAACAAAGGAGCUACAAGGAAUUGCGUUCUGAGCACUUCAAGUCAAUGAGGGUUAUCAUGGAGACUUACAAUAAGCUACUUUGUUUGUGCAAGGGCCAAAUGCCAUAUUUUGCUGCCAAUCUGUUGAAUGUGGUAAAUGAACUUUUGGAUUACACCCGUGGUGAUGAAAUGCAGAUCCUGGGAUGUCAAACCUUGACAAAUUUUAUCUACAGUCAGGCUGAUGGAACAUAUACACAUAAUAUUGAGAGCUUAGUCUGCAAAAUUUGUACACUUGCUCGUGAGGAUGGAGAAGGGAUUGACAAAAAGUCCCUUCGGGCGGCUAGCUUGCAAUGCCUCUCAGCCAUGGUAUGGUUCAUGGCAGAAUUUUCACACAUCUUUUCAGAUUUUGAUGAGAUUGUGUAUGUUAUCUUGGACAAUUAUGGAGCAGAUACACAUCAUGAAGGUGAUGAACAAGGAGAAACACAUCACAACUGGGUCAAUGAAGUUGUGCGUUGUGAGGCGAGGGGAAAUGUCUGUGUUACUAAUAAUAUUAGCCCAAGUUUUGAUAUAAUAAGAUCCAGGCCUGAAAAGAAGGAUCCUUUCAAGUUGACAAGGGAUGAGAUUGAAACACCAAAAGUAUGGUCUCAAAUUUGCAUCCAGAAAAUGGUUGAAUUGGCAAAGGAGACUACAACAAUGCGUCGAGUCUUGGAGCCCAUGUUCCUUUACUUUGAUACAAGAAGACAUUGGCUUCCUAAGCAAGGACUUGCAAUGCUUCUUUUGUCUGAUAUGUGUUUCUUGAUGGAGAGUUCAGGGAAUGACCAAUUGAUUUUGGCUGCUAUCAUCCGCCACCUGGAUCACAAAAAUGUUGCUCAUGAUCCUCGUGUUAAAUCUUCUAUAAUUCAGAUUGUUACUGCAUUGGCUCAACAGUUCAGAUCACGAGCUCUGGUUGCUGAAGCAGGGGUGGUCAGUGACUUGUGUAGGCACUUGAGGAAAAGCCUUCAAGCCACUGAUGAAUCUGUUGGUUUGGAAGAGUCAAAUGCAAAUCUUUCCCUUCAGAGUUCAAUUGAAGAUUGCUUGCUGGAGAUAUCCAAAAGGAUAAGCGAUGCGAGACUCCUAUUUGAUAUGAUGGCAAUAGCACUGGAGAAGCUGCCUAGUGUUGGAGUUGUUGCCAGGGCAACAGUUGGAUCUAUGCUGAUUCUCGCUCAUAUUAUUUCCUUGGUUUCAUUUCAGUCGUAUGUACAACAGGUUUAUCCAGAGGCUCUUCUUCUUCAACUGCUGAAAGCUAUGAUACAUCCAGACACAGAAACCCGCUUAAUUGCACACCGGAUUUUCACUGUCCUCCUUGUCCCUGCUUCUAUCCAUGCAAGACAUGAUUGCAUGUCCUUACACAUGGAGUCUGUCUAUGAACCUAGAAGACUGCACUCAAGAACAGCUACCAUCUUUUCAUCAGCCUCUAAGCUCUUUGAAAAGCUGAGGAGGGAAAAGGAAGGACCUCAUGUUGAAAAAAGUGGGGAUGGUCGUGAUGAUUCUAAAGAUAAAGAAUGUGCUGAUGAGGAGUUUAAACAUGGGUGCAUUCGAAGAAGUUCUCCAAAUUUGUACAGGAUAAGUUGUUCAAUUGUUGACAUUGCUGCUAGUAGCCCUAGCUCAACAGAUUCGGAACCAACCAUUGUAAAACUAAGCGAAGACCAAACAGCUCAGCUGCUUUCAGCCUUCUGGAUACAGUCCAAUUUACCUGAUAACUUGCCAUCAAAUUUUGCAGCUAUAGCUCAUUCAUUCAGCUUGACACUUCUCGCUUCACGGUUAAAGGGUUCCAAUCACAAUGUUCUUCGCUCUUUUCAGUUACCUCUCUCUCUCAGAACUAUAUCUCUCGAUUCUGAUGGAAAAUUAUCUCCUUCACACCAAAGGUCACUUUACACCUUGGCAACAGCAAUGUUGAUCUCAGCAGCAAAGAUAUAUCACAUACCAGAGCUAAUUGACUUUCUUAAGAUGUCCUUGGGCUUGAAUAGUAUGGAUCCAUAUAUAAGCAUCACUGAUGAUCUUUAUAUAUAUGUAAAGCCACCAGCUGAUCUGAAGGAAUAUGGAACCGAUUCUGAUGAAAAUGCAGCCUUAUCCUUACUUUCCUCUUUAAGGAUGGCAGAGAGUGAGUCAGGAAAUGCUCUUAUAGACAUUAUAGUUCGUGGUGUAUCUGACAAAAUGGAGGUUGAUGCGAACAGCCUAACCACAGAACUCUCUGACAUAUUUGUGCCUGAUGACACCUUCUUGCUUGGUCCUCAAUCUUUGUUGGACCUUGGAUCCUGUAAGACCACUGCCCAUACAAAGGAAUCACUUUCAAUGGAUGAGGACUUGCCUGCACAUGCAUUGAUUGAGGAUGAUGUUGUAAGUGAAUCAUCUAUGUGUGAGCUUCCUCGCUCUGUUGCAAAAUCACCUUCAGCAUCUCUAUCACAGAUAAUCAGCGUCGGGCAGUUGCUGGAAUCAGCACUUGAAGUAGCAGGUCAUGUUGCCAGUGCAUCCGUAGCGACGUCUCCACUUUCAUACAGCACAAUGGCUAGCCAAUGCGAGGCACUUGGCUUAGGAACCCGGAAGAAGUUGUCGAGUUGGUUGGUCCAAGACCCUAAAGUGGAAUUUCACUCGUUCUCAAACGAUACCCAGGCGAUGCACUCAAAGGACCGAAGCGAAACUGAUGGACAGAAAGAUGGUCUGCCGCAGGAGCCAUGGCAAGCUCUAAGGCUACCUCCUGCCAGCCCAUUUGACAACUUCUUGAAAGCAGCAGGGUGUUGAGUGAGAAAGAGCAAUUUGGACGAGUGCCUUUGCUUGUAUAGCUGCUAACUUGCAUUGUAUUAUUCAAAUCCCUUGUUUCUUUUCACGUUCUCGUUUUCCUCACUGCACUGAUUCACGGGAAUGUGGCGGUGGCGGGGGGUGGGGGUGUCUUACUGACGUGCAUCUUGUUGCAGACUGUCACUCUUUGUGGGUUUCGGGUUCCUAGCUCAGUACACGGCUGGAUAAAGAUGGAUAUGUCUUUGAUAGGAAAUGUCUAUUCACAGUUCUUCUUUCCGGCUUCCAUUUCUAUUUUGUGUAUAUAUGCUUAAGAUUUGAGUCAAUUGCUCAGCUGUUGCUUCUAAGCA